Molecule: messenger RNA, 1418 nt
Organism: Fukomys damarensis (Damara mole-rat)
Lineage: Eukaryota; Metazoa; Chordata; Mammalia; Rodentia; Bathyergidae
Product: natural cytotoxicity triggering receptor 3 ligand 1-like
Exons: 4
Coding region: 47-796 (249 amino acids)
Biological process (GO): cell surface receptor signaling pathway; positive regulation of T cell proliferation; negative regulation of T cell proliferation
Cellular component (GO): external side of plasma membrane
Source: RefSeq, a predicted model, not a curated record
CCUCAGCCUCCCAAGUGCUGGGAUUACAGGUUCUCUGUCAGUGGAGAUGCCAGGAAGGUCUCAGAUAGCAUACGUGAAUGGCAAUGUGACACUCUCCUGCCAAGUCCCUGGCUGCCCCAGCCUGGACACCAGGAUUAUGGGUGUUACCUGGUAUCGGAAGGAUCUGGUGUCUGAAGCAGAAGUCAAGGUGUUUGAGCUUUAUGGAGAUCAGCAAAAUGCAUUCCGAUGUGGGGCCAUGGUGUCUGCACAGAGGCUGAAGAGGGGUGACGCCUCCCUCCAGCUGCCUGGGGUCGGGCUGGGGGAUGCAGGCGAAUACCGGUGUGAGCUGACGGUCACCCCUCAGAAGGCAAAAGGAUGGGUCUUGUUGGAAGUUCUCGCUAAGCCAGACAGCACAGUGUUUCUGGAGAAAACCAAAGUGAGCGGUAAAGGCAGACAUCUUGUGUGUCAGUCAAGCGGGUUCUACCCGGAAGCCAUUAACAUAACGUGGGAGAAGUGGACCCAGAAGGUUCCCCAGCACCAAGUGAUUUCCAAGGACAUCUGUACUGGUCCCACCAUCAAGAAUAAGGAUGGUGUAUUUAGCAUCACCAGCUACUUGAAACUCAAUGCCUCUCUGGAAGACAAUGGGACCAUCUACCAGUGUGUGGUGGAGCACCCAUCCUUGAGCAUCUCCCAGAAGGUGAACUUCACACUGCUUGUGAUAGAAGCUGAGAAGAUAUGUCACACUUGGAUCCUUUUUUUUUCUUGUUUUGGACUGAUUUUAAUGCUUUUUUUAUUUUUGUGUAUUUGGAGAAGGUAAGGGGCUCUGAAAGAAAGUGAAGUCCUUUGUUUUAGACUUUACUCCAAGAGCUCAGCAGCAUGGUCUGAGUGGGGUCAGGGAGUUGAGAGGGUCGGUGCUGGGGUGUUGUAAGUGUGGGGUUGGUUCUUCCUGAUGUGGUGUUGAGGAAGAACUUAGCUGUGGGGCCACCACGUGUUGGCUUAUGACUCUGGGGCGAGGCACCAGUCUCCAUACAAUACAAGCAUCGCUGUGGAUUGAACGUGACCACAUGGGCUCUGACCAGGGCUUUGCGCUACAUGUGGGCCAUGUUCUCAGACACACAGCAACCACAGCUGAAAGAGGGGAAUUCCUUCCCACUGUUGUUCAUGUUUACUCCAAACCUAGUGGGAUAACUCACCACCUAUGGAGAGCGCAGCCAUGUUAACCUGUGAUUCACUCGAGCGGUGUGGACAUGCCGUCGCCCAUAGCAACGGGCUAGUUCAGCUGGUGGUCUGAUCUGUUGCCUAGCAACUGUAACGGUUUUCUUCUGGAAUGUGUGGGCGGUACUCUCGCUCCCGGGAGAGCAUAAAAGGAUGAGGUUCUGUAAUAAAUAAAGCAAAUAACAUGAGAAGAAAAGUGCCUCCCGUCUCUCUGUCCUCGUCCU